This is a messenger RNA of Salvelinus sp. IW2-2015, 2027 nucleotides long. The record is from RefSeq and is a predicted model, not a curated record. Lineage: Eukaryota; Metazoa; Chordata; Actinopteri; Salmoniformes; Salmonidae.
ACUGCGUCACAUAACAUCGCAGGAGAAUCUGCAUGUAUGCAAUGCUUCUUUUCUCUUCGUUUAGCCAACCGUUUGAAUAAUUAUCCAUCACGAACAACUGGCCUAUUCUGUGAAUUAUCUCRGUCUUCCAGGCAUAUGUCGAAGAUGGGACACAACGGUUUCUCGCUCUCAAUACUCUGUGUGACACUGCUUUCUCUGUCCAAACUGCACCCUAGCCAUGGAGACAUAAACUACUCUAUUCCGGAGGAGCUGAAACGUGGAUCUUUGAUCGGAAAUAUAGCCAAMGAUCUGGGGCUGGAUGCUAAGAGAUUGUCGGCUCGUGACGCUAGGUUAGAGUUGGACGGCAGCAGUCGACGCUACUGUGAUAUCAAUGCUGACUCGGCGGAUUUGAUUGUCGCUGAAACAAUAGACAGAGAAGAGCUGUGUGGCCCAAGGGUUUCAUGCGCUUUGAAAUACGAGCUGGUGCUUGAAAAUCCUUUAGAGUUGCACCGUGUUACUGUUCAAAUCCAGGAUAUAAAUGAUAAUUCACCUCGAUUUCCAAGUGAACGCAUACAAUUAGAGAUAGUAGAGUCGGCUGUGAAAGGGCAACGUUUUCCCUUAAACGAAGCCCAUGACGCAGACAUUGGAUUAAAUGCAGUUCAAAGCUAUACGCUGGAGAGGAAUGACCAUUUUGUUUUGGCUGUUCAUACAAAUGGAGACGGUGGGAAAUAUGGCGAGUUAGUUUUGGAGAAUGAAUUAGAUCGAGAACAACAGCAGGAGGUGACAUUGUUACUUACUGCGGUUGAUGGUGGGACUCCGCAGAGAUCUGGUACUGUAGUUAUACACGUUACUGUGUUGGAUGCUAACGACAAUAUUCCAGUGUUUAGUCAGGACGCCUAUAAGGUCAGUCUACCAGAAAAUUCUCCUUUCGAUACCGUAGUAGCUACAGUUAGUGCCACGGAUGCUGACGAGGGACACAAUGGGGAAGUGAGCUACGAUUUCAGUCGAAUAUCUGAUAAAGCAGCGAGGCUAUUUUCCGUUGAAAAGAAGACUGGAAAAAUUAAAGUCAUUGGACCAAUAGAUUUUGAAGCGGAAACAUAUUAUGAAAUGCGUAUCCAGGCGCAAGACGGAUCAGGGUUGGUUUCCAACACAAAAGUAAUUGUCGAAAUCACAGAUGUAAAUGACAACGUACCUGUGAUAUUCCUAAAAUCUUUAAAAAAUCCCAUCCCUGAGAACGUGUUACCUGGCACAGAGGUGGGGAUCAUWAAUGUACAGGAUAAYGACUCGGAGGGAAAUAGACAGGUCCGCUGCUUCAUUCAACAAAAUGUUCCUUUCAAACUUAACCCCUCAAUCAAAAACUACUAUUCUCUGGUAACAACUAGUGAACUAGACCGUGAGAUAAUAUCAGAUUAUAACAUAACUAUCACUGCCACUGACGAGGGGUCUCCACCUUUAUCGUCCUCAAAGACUAUUCAUGUAUCUGUAUCAGAUGUGAAUGACAACCCACCUGUGUUUGAAGAACAAUCCUACAGCYCCUAUGUGAUUGAAAAUAACAAGCCUGGCUCCUCUAUGUGUUCUGUUACUGCCAGAGACCCAGACUGGAGACAGAACGGCACGGUGGUCUAUUCUCUAUUGUCCAGUGAGAUCAACGGUGUUCCGGUGUCCUCAUGUUUAUCCAUCAACGGAGACACGGGMGUGAUCCAWGCUGUGAGAGCAUUUGAUUAUGAACAGUUUAGGAGCUUCAAGGUCCACGUUGUAGCCAGAGACAAUGGUUCUCCUCCACUCAGCAGUAACGUGACAGUGAGUGUCUUCAUAACAGAUGAGAAUGAUAACUCUCCCCAGAUUAUACCUGCUCCAGCAGGGAACUCCUUGAUGACUGAGAAUGGUCCCAAAGCUGCUCUGGCGGGGUCCCUGGUUUCCAAGGUGAUAGCUGUGGAUGCUGACUCUGGCCAAAACGCUUGGCUUUCAUAUCAGAUCUUGAAAUCGACUGAUCCGGGACUUUUCACUAUUGGUCUCCACAGUGGAGAAUAGGGACAGCGGACAUUUCU